GAGACCCGCUGCCCCGGGCAGCCGCGCGGGGGGAGCGCGGCGUCCUCGCCGGGAGCGGAGCUGCAGGCCUUCCGCGGCCUGGUCGGGGUGCGGCCCGCCGGCCUCGGCGGCGAGCCGCCCGUGCCCCGCGCGGCCUCCGCGCGCCCGCGCCCCGUGCCCGAGCACGGCGCCCCGCAGCCGGGAGAGGCCACGGGCGCGGAAGCAGCGCCGCCGCCCAGCGAUCAGUGGCAGCUGACCCACGCGGGCCACAGGCCGACGCCGUUCCGCACGCAGUUCCUCACGCUGGCGUACCUGCUCCUGCAGUGGAACGUGCCGCUGCCGGGGGGGUCCUGCUGCUGGCUGCACGCUGCUCUGCAGGCCCUGGACAGGGCGCGGGAGGAGCUCCGCCGCCAGCCGUGCAACGCGCAGCACGACGCCUUCUUGAGCGCCCAGUGUGAGAGUUGUGGGUUGAUGAUGCAGGGCGAGAUGCGCUGCGAUUUUUGCAACUCUGGUGACGAUGUGGCAUCCUCGAGCGGCAUCGUAGACGGGCGACCAGUCGGCUGA
Messenger RNA from Prorocentrum cordatum, 543 nucleotides. NCBI's taxonomy places the organism in Eukaryota, Dinophyceae, Prorocentrales, Prorocentraceae. The record is from the annotation of a GenBank genome assembly.